AUGCAUAGUAUAUACAAAGAAAGGCCAUUGCAUAAGCGAGUGUAUAUGAUUCCAUUGUACGCUCUUCCUGUUCUGAUAAUGAUAAGCAAUUAUCCCCAAGUGAUGAUUGUGUUUACAUUGCUAUUGUCAGGAACUAUGUUUCUAUCAACGUUCUGGUCUACUAGAGUCCGUAUUUUGCUUUCAAUGGAUCUUGACCACAAGGGAGACUAUAUAUUGUACUCAGGGUUUUUAUGCAGACUCAGCAAUGGAGCUUUUGAGUUUGAGAAGACCGGAUAUCUACUGUCUGACAAAGGGAUUAUAAGGCUCAGGGCUGAUACCAAAAGGCCGUUUAGGUAUUAUACAGAAUGGCAGGAAAGAAAGGAAGAAUUCGUUGAUGCGGGAUUACUAAAGCAUUUCAAGAAGAACAAAUUUGAUAUCGUGCCUCCACAGUUUUUCCAGUUGUUUUUGGAGCACGCAGUAUCUCCACUAUUUGUGUUCCAAGUUUUUUCUGGGCUCCUGUGGUGUCUUGACGAAUAUGUAUAUCAGGCCAUAUUUAGCCUUGUGAUGUUGAUUGUUCUUGAAUCCGGGCUUGUUUUCCAAAGGAUGAUGACGGCGAGGCAUUUCAGAAAGAUGAGCCAUCCUAAUGUUAAUGUUGAAGUUUUAUAUGAUAGUAGAACUGGCAUGAAGGUGGACGGAAGUAAAAUUGUGUCAUCGGAAAACUUGUUCCCUGGAGAUGUUAUCAAAAUCACAUCCACAACAAGUGUUCCUUGUGAUCUUCUCUUGAUCAAGGGAUCCUGUGCUGUAAAUGAAGCAAUGCUAUCUGGUGAAUCUAUUCCUCUUGCAAAAGAGGACAUUUCGGAAAGGAACCCAGGGAAUAUAUUUGAUAGAUGCAAAGACAAGAGACAUAUUUUGUAUGCGGGUACAGAAAUAGUGGUGAUAAAGGACUCUCCUUUGGUGUGUUUUGUGCUCCACACGGGGUUUGAGACCGAGAAGGGGGGCCUUGUUAGAAAGAUGAUGUGCACCGAGGAGGUGACUGUAAAUGAUAGAGAAGCCUUUAUUUUCAUAUUUGCUCUCCUAGUGUUUGCAGUCAUUGCUUCUUUUUAUGCUUAUAAGGAAGGGAAGAGGAUGGGGAAAUCUAAUUACAAAUUACUCCUGGAAGUGAUUCUCAUUCUGACAAACGUGGUUCCUACGGAGCUUCCUAUGGAAUUAAGUAUGGCUGUUAAUAGCUGUGUUAGAGCACUUGUGCGAAAAGGAGUGUACUGCUUGGAACCCUUCAGGAUUCCAUAUGCAGGGAAGGUAGAUGUGUGCUGCUUUGAUAAGACCGGAACGUUAACAGAAUCAGUUAUGGAAGUUGCAGCUCUUAGACACGAGACGGAGAAUUCAAUAAGCGUGCUCUCUAGCUGCCAUUCUUUGGUAUUACUCGACGGAAAGGUAACUGGGGAUCCCUUGGAAACCAGCAUCUAUGAAUAUCUGAAAAGCACAGGGUCACCAGGAAACAAAUGCUUUGAACACAAGAUUCACAAAACAUAUUCUUUUUGCUCUGAACUAAGAAGGAUGACUGUAGUUGCCGAGUCUGAAGAGAUGAAAUUUGUAGGGAUGAAGGGGGCACCUGAGGCUGUCAAACAGCAUCUAGAUUCUGUGCCUGAAUUCUAUAAUGAUUAUAAGGAAUAUGCAACUGAGGGAUAUCGUGUACUAGCACUUGGGUUCAAGCCCAUCAAGAAACAGGCCAAAUAUGAUAGAGAGGAUGUGGAGUCUAAUUUGUCUUUUGCAGGGUUUGUGCUGUUUGAUUGUAAGUUGAAGAAGGAUGUAGGAAAUACUAUUGAAACUCUUCAUACUUCAGGGCACAAAGUGGUGAUGAUAACUGGAGACAAUGCAUUGACAGCAAGAAAUGUUUCCAAGAAGAUUGGGAUACCGGAUAAAGCAGUGGAGGGCUCUGAGAUAGAUAAGAUGCUAGAAAGCGAUGAGUUUUUUUCUAUAUCGAUUUUUGCUAGGGCAGAUCCUACUCAUAAAGAAAGGAUAAUUGAGAAAUAUAAUAAGGCGGGGAGAUAUACGUUAAUGUGUGGAGAUGGGACAAAUGAUGUUGGUGCACUGAAAAGCGCUCAUGUGGGAAUAGCUCUUAUGGAGGCACCUGUGGUUGUUCAAAAGAGAGAAAAGGGAAAAAGUAAUGAAGAAAAGAUUAUGGAGACUAUAUCAAAAGACCUGGGGGAAGAAAAGAUCAAUCUUGGAGAUGCAAGUGUUGCAGCACCAUUUACAGCCAAGACUGGGUCGUUAGACUCUGUUCUGGAUGUUGUGAGACAAGGAAGAAGUGCUCUGGUAACGACAAUCCAAAUGUACAAGAUUCUUGCAUUGAAUUCUCUGGUCAGUGCAUUUUCCUUGAGUGUCCUGGAUUGCAUGGGCGUUAGAUACGGAGAUGUUCAACUGACAGCUUCUGGACUUCUCAUUGGAUUUGCAUUUAUGUUUUUGACUCAAAGCCAGCCUCUCAAAGAAAUAAGCAAAAAAAGGCCUUUGACAAACAUUAUCAAUCCAUACAUAGUCACCUCUGUUGUUUUUCAAGUUGCCGUCCACAUAGCCUCUUUCUUUGUUAUGAUAAGAAGGGUAAGAGAGAUAGAAGCGCCCGUGUACAAUGAGAAGUUCUCUCCUUCACUAAUGAACUCUGCCCUGUUUUUCUUAUCCACAACACAGCAGAUAUCGACGUUUCUUGUGAAUUACAUAGGAAGGCCAUUCAGAGAAAGUCUUCUUGAGAACAAAAAGCUCCUUGGAUGUCUUGGAAUUCUAUUAUUCUUCAUACACCAGCUUGUGAUGGGAGACAACAACGAGCUUCGUACGAAGAUGGAGGUUGUUGAUAUGGGAGAAGCCAAGACAUUUGUCUAUUCUGUACUUGUGAUGGAUAUAAUUCUGUGCUAUUUGGUGGAAAAGAUAUGUUUCUACAUUUUCAUGCUCUAA
Messenger RNA from Encephalitozoon romaleae SJ-2008, 2922 nucleotides. Its product is annotated as P-ATPase-V. The coding region runs from base 1 to 2922 and encodes 973 amino acids. Gene Ontology annotation, biological process: intracellular calcium ion homeostasis. The transcript has a single exon. The record is from RefSeq and is a predicted model, not a curated record. Gene Ontology annotation, molecular function: ATP binding; ATP hydrolysis activity; P-type ion transporter activity. Gene Ontology annotation, cellular component: endoplasmic reticulum membrane. Lineage: Eukaryota; Fungi; Microsporidia; Unikaryonidae.